Messenger RNA from Mobula hypostoma (lesser devil ray), 359 nucleotides. RefSeq names its product valine--tRNA ligase-like. The coding region runs from base 116 to 352 and encodes 78 amino acids. Lineage: Eukaryota; Metazoa; Chordata; Chondrichthyes; Myliobatiformes; Myliobatidae. The record is from RefSeq and is a predicted model, not a curated record. The transcript has 3 exons.
GACCAAAGUACAGCUGAUCUGGUGGGUGUGUUCAUCCCCUACAUCCAGACGCUGCAAGGACUAUCCAGUCGUCUAUGCCAUUGCCAUCACCUCAGACCAUUGCUCUGUCUACCUGAUGUUGAAGGGACUAAUUGAUGCAGAAAAGGAGGUCUCAAAACUCAAGACCAAGCAGGGAGAGGUUCAGAAGCAGAUUGCGAAAUUCAGGGAGAAAAUGUCCAAAGCUGACUACAGCACCAAAGUGCCUCAGAAAACACAGAACAUGGAGGUGGAGAAGGUGACGAGGUUGAAGGAGAGCAAAAUGGAACUGCAGAAAGUGGAGGAGGCCAUGAGGAAAUCUGAGAAGAUGAUUUGACCUGUUG